GGAAGCUGCAGCAAGCACUACGUAAGCAAACGGAUUAAAGUGAGCGAGCGAGAAAGGGAAUACAAGUGUUGCCUAGCUUUGGGCAUUGUGUUACAAGAAGAGUGUUAGAAAUUCCAAAAAGGUGUUAAUAAAUUCAAAACACAAAAUAAGUGCUAAACAAGUUGAAAAAUACUACAACUGAUUUAAAACAAACAAAACAAAAUGAACGUCGAAGAGUUUCGCAAGUACGGCAAGGAGGUGAUCGAUUAUAUAUGCGAAUAUGGCAGCAAUAUCGAAGAGCGCGAUGUGGCGCCCACAUUAGAUCCCGGAUAUUUGAAAAAACUAUUACCAGCGGACGCACCCCAAUCGGCCGAAUCGUUUAAAGAUGUGCUCGAGGACUUUGAGCAAAAGAUUAUGCCGGGCGUUGUGCACUGGAAUCAUCCGAAAUUCUUUGCCUAUUUCCCAUCGGGCAACAGUUUUCCCUCCGUGCUGGGCGAUAUGCUGAGCAGCGCCAUUGGCUCCAUUGGCUUCAGCUGGGCCAGUUGCCCGGCUGCUGCGGAACUGGAGACAAUUGUCAUGAACUGGUAUGCCAAGGCAUUGGGUCUGCCCAAGGCUUUCGUUUCGGAUGCGCCCGGCAGCACUGGAGGCGGCGCUCUGCAGGGAUCCGCCUCCGAAUGUGUGCUGGUGUCCUUGAUCACGGCACGUGCACGCGCCAUUAGCGAACUGAAGGGUCAGACCAGUGUGCAUGAUAGCGUCUUUCUGCCCAAUCUGAUUGCCUAUGCCAGCCGCGAGGCGCACUCCAGUGUUGAGAAAGCCACCAAAAUGGCGCUGGUGAAGCUGCGCAUCAUCGAUGCCGACGAGCGUGGACGCAUGCGCGUCGAUCUGCUGCAGCAGGCCAUACAGAACGAUGUGAACGCGGGCCUGACGCCAUUCUUUGUGGUCGCCACGGUGGGCACCACCGGCGGCUGUGCCUUCGAUGAUAUCUCCGAGAUUGGCAAGGUGUGCCGACAGGUGUCCAGCAUUUGGCUGCAUGUGGAUGGCGCCUACGCAGGCAACUCCUUUAUUCUGCCCGAGAUGCGCGUGUUCUCUGCUGGCUUGGAGUACGCGGACUCGUUCAAUACCAAUCCCAACAAACUGCUGCUGACCAACUUCGAUGCCUCCGCCUUGUGGGUGCGCGAUGUGAUGACACUGAAGAGUGCGCUCAAUGUGAAUCCCUUGUAUCUGCGGCAUGAGCACAUGAAUGGCGUCGACUACAGACACUAUGGCAUUCCACUGAGUCGUCGCUUCCGCGCGCUCAAACUGUGGUUUGUCUUCCGCACAUAUGGCGUGCAGGGACUGCAGGAGUACAUACGCAAUCACAUGGUUCUGGCCAAGAAGUUUGAGAUGCUCGUACGCAAGGAUGAACGCUUUGAGGUGCGCAACGAUGUGCACCUGGGUCUGGUGUGCUUUCGCAUGCGCACCGGCGAUGAGCCGAAUCAUCUGCUGCUGGCACAGAUCAAUCACUCGGGCAAGAUGCACAUGACGCCGGCCGUAUUCAAUGGACGCUAUGUGAUACGUUUCUGUGUGACAUACGAGCAAGCCACCGAAAAGGACAUUUUGGAUGCCUGGAGCCAGAUCAAGGGCUUUGCGGAGGAAAUAUUGCGUGAUGCUCAAUUGGAGAUCAGCUCCGCGCCGGCCACGCCCGAAACCGAACGCACCAGCUCAGAGCCAGUGGCGGUUACCGGCAAGCCGCCCAUCAAGAAGAUCCUUACACGCACCAAGUCCUUGCGUUUCUCCUUCACCCGCAGCAUAUCGCGGGAACAGUUCCAAAGUCAAAGCGAACAUCUAAUGGAUGGCUGUACGCCUAUUUUGGUGGUGGAUCCCAAAACGAUCCAGCAAAGCUUUCAGCAGGCGGCAGAAGAUAAUCAAAAUAAUAAUAUAACAAAGCUGAAGGACAUUUCGGAUGUGGAUACGGACGAGGCGAGCAAUUGAUGUGGACUUAAGGGUCCAGAAAGAAAUGCAAAUAUGUAGAUAGUAUUAGCUGUUUUUAUUGACGUUUAGAAACGUGCUGAAAUGAGGCCUGUACCUAAAAUCGAACGAUUUGAAUUUGCUUAAUUGAAUUUAAGUACAUAUUUAUAUAGUUUUUAAGUUGCACUGCUGAAUUUCAUUUAAUUUAUUAUUGGGUUCCUAUUACCACACGUAAUACAUAUUAAUAUCGUAUG
Molecule: messenger RNA, 2180 nt
Organism: Drosophila montana
Lineage: Eukaryota; Metazoa; Arthropoda; Insecta; Diptera; Drosophilidae
Gene: Tdc1
Product: Tyrosine decarboxylase 1
Exons: 3
Coding region: 202-1950 (582 amino acids)
Biological process (GO): amino acid metabolic process
Cellular component (GO): cytoplasm
Molecular function (GO): carboxy-lyase activity; pyridoxal phosphate binding
Source: RefSeq, a predicted model, not a curated record